AUGGAGAACAUUCCAGGAAUUAGGUACUUUGAAUAUGAUCAGUUUAAGGGUCAAAAUGAAAUUAUUGCAUAUGGUUCUGCGCCCAUUUAUAAAACUGAGUCGAAGGAUUUUGGAGAAUUUGUCGCUCUUAAAAUGAGAAGAGAUAUUAAGGAUUAUUUACAGGAGAAUGCACAAAACAUUUUCGUUCACAGCGGAAAAAUGUUGAUUGCAGCACAUUUAAUGAAGAAAGGUAUCGAUCAUAUAUAUGAACCCAAUUGGAAAUGCGAUGCUAAUAAAGGAUUUGGAAUUAUACCAUAUGUGGCUCCAGAAGUUUUAAUCGAUAAAAAAAAUUCUUAUCAAGCAGACGUAUACUCAUUUGGCAUUUUAUUAUAUGAGAUAUUGACAAAUUUAUCUCCAUAUUACAAUAUUACAUCCACAAGCAUUAAUAGCUUAUUAUCCAGAAUUCGUUAUGGCUUAAGGCCAAUUCUUCCAACGAAUACACCAGAACUACUUAAACAUAUUAUUACUCAAUGCUGGAAUGCUGAACCUCUUCGACGCCCAAAAAUUGAGGAAUUAAAUGUUAUUCUAGAUCAAUUGGAUUCAAAAGAAAAUAAAAAGUCCACAGAGUUGAAAAAUGAUUUACAUGACGAAAAGAAGGCAUUUUCGACUGAAUUCCUUUUAAACCCACCAAAACCACCUGUGAAUAACACUUUUACUAGAAAGUCUAUUCAAACCUUAAAUCUUAAUCCCACCUGA
Messenger RNA from Dentiscutata erythropus, 735 nucleotides. The record is from the annotation of a GenBank genome assembly. NCBI's taxonomy places the organism in Eukaryota, Fungi, Glomeromycota, Glomeromycetes, Diversisporales, Gigasporaceae.